UUUCAAGCCGUACAAAGGAAGUCUUCUCCUUAUAGGUAUCUCUAUCUGUCUAUUUCUUCAUUGACUUUGAUUAUUGAAUUGAAUGAACAAAGAGACAGAGGCCACAAGGAAGACAUAUCUGAUGAAGCAAGACAUGGUUAUGGAGCCUCCACCCAACUUCUCCAUGGUCGAAGAUGCCAUAUACCGGUCGGGAUUCCCCCAGCCACCUAACUUCCCCUUCCUCGAGACCCUCCAACUCCGCUCGGUCAUUUAUUUGUGCUGCGAACCCUACCCCGAGGAGAAUCUCGAGUUCCUGAAAGCCCACAACAUUCAGCUCUUCCAGUUCAGCAUCAAAGGGAAGACGGAGGCUGCCAUAUCUAUCCCGCACGAAACUAUCAUGGAGGCUCUGAAAGUUUUGAUCGAUGUGAGGAAUCAUCCAGUUUUGAUCCACUGCAACGGCGGGAAGGCAUAUUCUUGUCCUGAAAAUAAUCCUCCAUACUGUGAUGUUUACGCAUCGGACGGGUUGCCUUGUUGGAUGCCUGAGGAAGCUGCAGAACUGGUGCCUGAGCUCGGCCGUGGAGGAGUACCAGAAGUACGCCGGCCGAAAGUCUCGAGCUACAGACAUGAGGUUCAUCGAGACGUUUGACCUGACAAGAGUGCAACAGUGCCUCCAGAGCAUCAUAUAUCGAUACCAUGGCUAUGGCGCGAAGAGGAGGCAGUUGCUCAACAGAGAUGAGGCUAUUAUACUAACACUCGAACCCAAAGUUGCUUAGGGAUAAGGAAAAGUGCCUAAUGCAAUGGAUUUCCGAGUUUCGACCGUACCGCAAACACUUUUAGUUUUGUAUUCCAAGCUGUACAGUCGUUCAUUUUCAUCUUGAACUCGACACUCGUGAUCAAGCAUAGAGGCAUGAUUAGGAAA
Punica granatum (pomegranate) is the source of this 898-nucleotide messenger RNA. Lineage: Eukaryota; Viridiplantae; Streptophyta; Magnoliopsida; Myrtales; Lythraceae. The record is from RefSeq and is a predicted model, not a curated record.